Molecule: messenger RNA, 5885 nt
Organism: Chlamydomonas reinhardtii
Lineage: Eukaryota; Viridiplantae; Chlorophyta; Chlorophyceae; Chlamydomonadales; Chlamydomonadaceae
Exons: 30
Coding region: 537-4796 (1419 amino acids)
Biological process (GO): proteolysis
Molecular function (GO): protein binding; serine-type endopeptidase activity
Source: RefSeq, a predicted model, not a curated record
GUACAUACUGUGCCAACCGCGCGCGUGCCAUCGGCGGAGCGUAACAGCUCUUUGGAAACGAGCUUGACAAGCUGAGGCGCACAAGUAAUUAUAUGCGCAACAAUUGAGCGUACCAAAUUACUGAUGUAUUUAAUGCUACGCUAACAACAGAGACGUUGCGUGACGCGGACACGGGACAGUCUUGCUGCCACUUUCAGUCUUCUUCUGCGUUCGCAAUGAGCUUCAUGCAAUAAUGGAAUGAUAGCUGUUUUGCAUGCUGGAGCUUCCAGCCAGAGCUUGGGCUCUUUCUAGGGUUCCGCCUCGCCUUCCGGCGACGCAGCUGAAUUCAUAAGCAAUACGCAAGGCUAAUAACUGUCAUUCCAGCGAGCCCCAGCUCGCCGCUAGUGGUGUCUCGGGCUCGGGCCAGUGCCACCCUGCCCUCACGCUGCGGCCCGCCUGAGCACCCGGCACGGCCACCCUACCUUCCACCUCCCACCUCCUCCUCAUACCAUCAUACCGUCAGACUGGAACACAGCCCAGCCUGAGCGCAGCCCGCCAUGCAAGCCACGGCUCUGGCGGUGGCGCCGGACUGGGUGGUGGGCAACGUGCUGCAGCAGCUGCAGCGGCUGAGCGCAACCCAGACGCUGCCCUUCAGCCAGCCCUUCGCCGACUAUGCGGCCGGACUGCAGCGGGCGCGGGAGCUGGAGGUUCGGCUGCUGCAGCUGGACAAGGAGGCGGCCGAACUGAGGGACGAAAACGCCGCCCUGCACAGGCGGCUGUCCGCCGCAGACGAGGCCGCCGCCGCCUCUCUGGCCGCCGCGCUGGAGGGCGCGCGGGCGGGUCUGGUGCGGGCUGAGGGGCAGCUGGCGGGUCUGUACCGAGACAAGGCGGCCCUGCUGGAGGAGGUUGUGGGCUCCAACGCGGAACUGGCCACCACCCGCAGCGCCCUGUCCUCCGCAUCCACCGAGCUGGCACAGGCCCGCGCCGAGAUCGCCGCCCUUCGCGAGCAGGCCGCCUCCCUGGCUGCCUCCCUGGAGGCGGAGCGGGCGGCGCGGGUGGCGGCGGCGGCGGAGGCGGAGGCGGCGCUGGCCACUCGCGACGCGGCGCUGACGGAUUCGGAGCGGCUGCGGGCGGAGAACGGGGUGCUGGUGCGGAGGCUGGUGGAGAUAAAGGAGAGCGAGGCGGGGCGCAUGAAUGAACUCAACCGCAUGCAUGAAGAGCUGCUGGAGAAUGCGGUGCGGAUGAAGCGGGAGGCGGAGAUGGACCGACAGGCGACGGACCUCAUUCGGCAGAAGGCGGUGGCGGCGGCACUGGCGGGCGCGGCGGCGGCAAGUGCCAUGGCGGCGUCAACUGCGGGUGGCGGCGGCGGCGGCGGCGGCCCUGGCGGCGGCGCACACCCACACGGCGGCGCCGCCGGCAGCACUGCAUCAGUCAUGAUCAGUCCCAGCGCGCCGCCGCCGCCACUGGCGCAACCACUGGCGUCGGCGGCGUCGCUUGCACCGGCAGGCCCUGGCGGCGGCGCCGGCGGCGGCGGCGGCGGCGGUGGUGGCGGCGGCGGUGACGACGCCAGUGGGGAGUGGGUUACGCCAGUGGUGCCGCCGCCAGCGGCAGCAACAGGCCCUUCAACCACCGCGACGCCGUCAACCGCAACCGCAACCGCAACCGCCGCCGCAACCGCCGCCGCCAGCUCGGUCUUGGGCGUCAUCCCCACCAGCCUGCGGGAGGUGAUGGGCCUGGGCGGGCGGCCCGGCAGCGGCGGGGCGGGCGGGGCGGGUGGCGGCGGGCUAGGGUUCGUGCCGCACGCGCACACGCCGUACGACAACGACCCCUCGCUCACCCCUCCCGAGCACCGCUUCCCCUCCCGGCUGCCGGUGCGGGUGGUGCCCAACGGCCACAAGGGCGGCUGUGCCAGCCUGGCACCGCAGGUACCCGGCCACUUUGUGGCCUCCUGCGGCGCCGACCGCGCAGUGGCGCUGUGGGACAUUUCGCUGCUGGUGGGCCCGGGUUCAAUUCCCGGCGGGGGCGCCGGCGCCUCCACCUGCCCGGCGGUGCUGCUGCAUGGCAUGACGGGCGGCGUGAACGACUGCGCCUUCACAUGCGACGCGGCGCAGGUCCUGGCCGCGGGCGCGGACCGCUCCCUGCACCUGUGGGACGCCACGGCCGGCCGCCCCCGCCACACGCUGACGGGGCACGGCGGCCCCGUGACAGCUGUGGCGCCCAGCCCCAUGGACUGCCGCCUGGCGGUCAGCAUCAGCGAAAGCAGCGGCGCGGAAGCGGCGCGGCGGCCCUACUGGGCGGCGGGGCUGGACGGAAGCGGCGAGAUCCUGGGGUCGGGCGACACGGGUGUGGACCUGGACAACUGCUACCUGUCCGACCCCCGAUACGACUCGGGCGCAGUGGCGGGGCAGCUGGCGGCUGUGACCACACAGUUUCUCUUCUCACAGGGCGGCGGCUACUACGCACGCCCCGGCGACCGCGUGUGGCGGCCCUCCGACCACCGCAAGCUGGUGCAGUACUACCUGCCCGCGGACUGCGUCUACGGCGACAACCCGGCGCAGGGCACCGCCGGGCACGGCACCCACACCGCGGGCUCCAUGGUUGGCGCCCUGCUGGCGCUGCAGCUGGCGCCCGGCUACAACGGCUCCGUGCUGGGCGGCGCGGCGGGCGACGCGGCGGCCUACGGACCCACGGGGCUGGACGCGGGCAGCGGCGCCGCGCCGCGGGCCAAGCUGAGUUUUGUGGACAUCAGCCUCACGGCCGCCGCCGCAGGCGGCCUGCAGGGUGCGCUGGGGCCGCCGGAGCCGGUGGAUGACGUGUACCUGCGGCUCCACUAUGACGCCGGGGCCCGCAUCACCUCGGACAGCUGGGGCGCAGUCGCGAACAUCUAUGACGACUUCGCGCAGGCCUACGACGCCUUCCUGUGGCGCAAUCCCGACUCCAUCGCCUUCAUCGCCGCCGGCAACAACGGCUCUGACGCGCUGACCCCGGGCGGCAGCAUUGGUGCGCCCGCCACCGCCAAGAACCCCGUGGCCGUGGGUGCGACCUGGCGGGUGCCAGCGGAGCUGGGGUUGGGGGCGCGGCUGCUGCAGGUCCGCGGGUACAACCCCGCCGCCGACCUGGACGCCUCCACAUCCACGGAGCUGUUCAGGCUGGCGCUGUACCCGGAGGAGAACCCCGACUUGCCGCAGCUGCUCCGGGUCAUACCGGCGGACUCGGAGGUUCCCCUUGUGGUGGCCGACCCGCCCGACGCCUGCACGCCGCUGACCAACCCGGCGGCCGAGGUCAGGGGGGCGGUGGUGCUGGCGGUGCGCGGCGAGUGCUGGUUCUACCAGAAGGUCUUAAAUGUGCGGGCGGCGGGCGGCGGCGCGAUCAUUUUUGUGAACAAUGUGCCGGAAAUGAUGGACAGCCCGCCCUACCCGAUCUACCCCAACUCGAACUCCUAUGCCGCGAACAUGGCGACCAGCGUCAUCAGUCAGGGACUGGGUCAGUGGCUCCUUGGCAACGCCAGCGCCGGCGUCUUGAUGACCCUGGCAAACAUCGUGGAGGCCGCGGGGCCCGACACCGUGGCUUACUUCUCCAGCUACGGGCCCAUGGCGGACGGCCGCAUCAAGCCCGAUGUGGUGGCGCCCGGGCUGUACAUCACCAGUGCAGGCGCCAGGGGCGGCAUCACGGGCGGCGCUUGCUCACCCGCCCAGGCCAACCUGAGCGGCACGUCCAUGGCCACCCCGCACGCCGCCGGCCACACGGCGCUGGUGCGUCAGUACCUGCGCACCGGCUUCUACCCCACCGGCUCCCCGGCGGACGCCGCCGCCGCGCCCUUCACCCCCAGCGGCAUGCUGCUCAAGGCUGCCAUAAUUGCUGGCGCCAAGAGCCUCAUGGGUGGCCUGGCUAUGGCCCUUGGCAUUCCCAUGGGCCCCCCGCCCGACGCCUACCAGGGCUGGGGCCGCCUCAGCCUGCCGGACACGUUGCCGCUGCCCGGCCUCACGCCCGCCGGCUUCUCGCUCCAGGUGGCGGACCGCGGCCAGUUCACCGCCAGCGGCCAGCAGGCGGCGCUCACAGGGAUCACGGCCACGGGCAAGGGGCCCAUCUCCAUUGUGCUGACCUGGUACGACUACCCGGCUGACGUCAACUCGGCGGCCCAGCUGGUCAACGACCUGGAUUUGACCGUGGGCCUGGGCGGGGGCCGCGACGGCAGCCCGCCACAAAGCCUGAUGGGCAACAACCCCGAGGGAGCGCUGCUGCCCGCCCCCGAUCGCCUGAACACGGUUGAACGUGUGUACAUCACCUCCCCGUCGCCUGGCGCCGCCCUCACCAUCACCGUGACGGCGCACUCUCUGCCCUCGCGCCUGCUGUCGGGUCCGGACGCGCUGUUGCCCCAGCGCUGGGCGGUGGCGGUGGUGGGGCACUUCAGCGGAACACUGGCGUCCGAGCUCAACCCCGCCUACGUGCGCCAGGGGCAGCUCGGCACCCGCGACACCAGCGGCGGCGGCGGCGGCGGCAUGCAGCAGGCUAGCUCCCCUCCUCCCUCGCCGGCACCACCGUCCCCCAGGCCUCCGGCACCCCCUCAGCCGUCGCCAACGCCUCCUCUUUUGCCACCGCCGCCCUCUCCGCCUCCGCCCUCUCCGCCUCCACCAUCGCCACCUGCACCGCCCUCCCCCUCCCCUACCUCCCCACGACCGGCCUCCCAACCUCCCUCGCCGGCUCCGCCGCGCCGCUCGCCACCGCGUCCGCCGCCCAAGAGGACGCGCUCGCCGCCGCCGUCCCGCACGCGGCCACCAGCACCCCGCAAGAAGCGCGGCUCCAUCCAAGUCCUCUGAUGCCACGGCCCCGCCCCUUCCCACAAACCUGCAUGCCAGGUGAAGCAGGGGGGCCACGCAUCCAAAACAUACAGCGUGUGGCGACAGCGGUGCACCACAAGUGCGCAUGAGGUGUUGCCUAAGUCCAGUUGCUGCUGCAGCUCACAGGCUGCAUACUGCUGUGAAUCAGCAGGCGCAAUGAAUCGGUAUCACAGGCGAUGGCGUCUGAAUAAUGGCUUCGUCGGCAUCACAGCAGCAGAUGCAGCUGGUGCCAGAAGUCCGACACGUGCAGCUCGUAGGCUGCAUGCUGCUUUCAAGAACUUCGGUGCGCGUCCUUGCGUGUGUAGAUCUAGAUGGCGAUGCCGGCUCGCCGUAGCUAGAUGCAUUAGGGCGUGGACUGGCGUGACCUAAUGUACAUAUGAGAGAACUGACAGCGAUGUUACAUGGGUGCAGCAGCAGCUGACAUGGUGUGCUUGUAGCAUGUGUUGGUGUGUAUCAUGUAUUACGACAAGUGGGUUGUGUGCAGGUGUGCAGGGUCACUGCUGCAUUCCUUCUCGCAUGUCUUUGAAACAUUGUCGUGCACCAAGCCAUGUUGGUAGCCCCUGGUGAUUGUGUAGGGGAGCAUGCCUGCUGCGUGUGUGCAGUGCCCACACGGGACACAAUCUUACUUGGCGUGCCCUGCCAGGCCCUGCCUUGUCCUUUGGCACGUGGCUUGGUAUUCCGCACCGACAUGUCCGCAUUUGCAUGACGUAUGGCAACGACUUCGGAGAAAGGAAUUGCAAGAACACGUAAUGGCCUAAGAACACUGCUGUUGGUGUGAUACGAGAGUGUGCAUACCGUAUGGUAGAUUGUGGACGGGACCCAAUUGACGGGACGAAUCGGACUGUGUCAUGGAGUGAAUCGCGGCCCUGGCGGGCUGAGCACAACUGGAUGCUGGAGCGUGAUUGGAGCAGCAGUUAAGCGGGUCAGGUGAAUGAAUGCGUGUUCGACGGUGAGCGCCAGUUUACAAUGAAGGCUUGACCUGACCCUACAUUGCAGAUUUGUACUCACUUGACAGUCGUCAUUUGAUUAUGGUAGCUAGCUUGGUAGCCUCAUAGCCUGAAUAGGCAA